UUUAGAGAAGACAAGGACACACAUUACCAGUUUGUUAGGGUGUCUGGGUAGACAUGGCACGGCUGCUGAGGAGUAGUUUACGACCGUAUUUCACGAGUCAGAUCCGGAUGAGCUCGGAUCAGCUCGGGGAGUUGGGGAAGGGUGCCGGUAAAGGCGGAGGAGGGGGCGGGUCGAUAAGAGAAGCUGGGGGCGCCUUCGGGAAGAAAGAAGCAGCGGAAGAAGAGCGUUACUUUAAGCAGAAAGAGAAGGAGCAGCUGGCAGCUCUGAGACACCACCACCAGGAGGAGAUCGAGCACCAUAAGAAAGAGAUUGAGAGGCUGCAGCGCGAGAUCGACCGUCACAAGGGCAAGAUCCGAAAACUCAAACAUGACGACUGAGUUCGAGCCACUGCUGGCAUAAGUGCUUCUCUCUAGUUCUGCCAUAAUCACUCAAUGUCUGAUCUGGAAUCUCUUGUGAUCGACUGAACUGAUGGAUGAAUAAAGAUUAUAGGAAUUUUUUUUCAAAGUGAUCAGUCUGCCAGCAUCUUGAUUUUGAUUUAGGCUUUCAGAAGUUUAGAGAAAAGCUUCCUUUUCUGGCUUGUUUUGACGUGGUUUUACUGAUGAGUGUAGCAAUCUGCUGCCUUUUGAAACCAUCCUCCCCUCUUCUCUAGCUCAGCUGUUAAUGUAGUUCUCUUGACUGGUACUUUCCAUCUUUUUUUCUUUUUGUCUCAUGUCUCCAUGCCAAGAUUCUAUCCAUGAUUCCCAUAAAUAAAUUCAUUUGCAAUAAACAUUAUCUGAAUGAAAAUAA
This is a messenger RNA of Electrophorus electricus (electric eel), 786 nucleotides long. RefSeq names its product ATP synthase inhibitory factor subunit 1a (gene atp5if1a). NCBI's taxonomy places the organism in Eukaryota, Metazoa, Chordata, Actinopteri, Gymnotiformes, Gymnotidae. Gene Ontology annotation, biological process: negative regulation of ATP-dependent activity. Gene Ontology annotation, cellular component: mitochondrion. Gene Ontology annotation, molecular function: ATPase inhibitor activity. The record is from RefSeq and is a predicted model, not a curated record.